GGGCGGUGACAAUGACCUUUUAGUCCUCGAUCUGGGCAACGGAAACAUCGCCAAAGCCCACCAUGCCCCAUUGAACACCCUCUUGGUCCCCCCUGUUCGUCGCCGGUCGCCGCCCGGCCAUCUCCCAUGAACGCCGGCAGCGCCGCCAAGCUCAUCGUCGAGGCGCUCCUACAGCGCUUCCUCCCCCUCGCCCGCCGCCGCAUCGAGACCGCUCAAGCCCAGGAUGGACAGUAUCUCAGGCCCUCCGAUCCGGCUUAUGAACAAGUCUUGGAUUCGUUGGCAAUGGUUGCUCGGCAUACCCCCGUGCCUCUCUUGGAAGCUCUUCUUCGAUGGAGAGAAAGUGAAUCUCCAAAAGGCGCAAAUGAUGCGUCGACAUAUCAAAAAAAGCUUGCAGUGGAGUGCAUAUUUUGUUCUGCAUGUAUUCGCUUUGUGGAGUUUUGCCCCCAAGAAGGAAUUCCAGAGAAACUCUGGUCUGGUCUUGAAAAUUUUGUUUUUGAUUGGCUAAUAAAUGCAGACAGUAGUGUUGCAGGGUCGUGAGCCAGGUGGAUUAUCCUUCCUUGGUUGAUUUGCGGGGACUUCUAUUAGAUCUAGUU
Molecule: messenger RNA, 593 nt
Organism: Dioscorea cayenensis subsp. rotundata (Guinea yam)
Lineage: Eukaryota; Viridiplantae; Streptophyta; Magnoliopsida; Dioscoreales; Dioscoreaceae
Exons: 6
Coding region: 127-537 (136 amino acids)
Biological process (GO): cell morphogenesis
Cellular component (GO): site of polarized growth; cell cortex
Source: RefSeq, a predicted model, not a curated record